Messenger RNA from Nicrophorus vespilloides, 2548 nucleotides. RefSeq names its product polyubiquitin-C (gene Ubi-p63E). Gene Ontology annotation, cellular component: nucleus; cytoplasm. Gene Ontology annotation, molecular function: protein tag activity; ubiquitin protein ligase binding. Gene Ontology annotation, biological process: modification-dependent protein catabolic process; protein ubiquitination. NCBI's taxonomy places the organism in Eukaryota, Metazoa, Arthropoda, Insecta, Coleoptera, Silphidae. The transcript has 2 exons. The record is from RefSeq and is a predicted model, not a curated record. Bases 93 to 2396 code for a protein of 767 amino acids.
UCGUCCCGACAAGCUCAUAAGAAGUUUGCGAGUUGGAGUGAAGACGUCGUUGAUAAAUCGUUUACUCCGAUAGUUAAGCAUAUUUGUUAACGAUGCAGAUCUUUGUGAAAACCUUAACUGGUAAAACCAUCACUUUGGAGGUUGAGCCCUCUGAUACCAUUGAAAAUGUGAAGGCUAAGAUUCAAGACAAAGAGGGAAUCCCACCUGAUCAGCAACGUUUGAUCUUCGCUGGUAAACAAUUGGAAGAUGGCAGGACUCUGUCGGACUACAACAUCCAAAAGGAAUCUACACUUCAUUUAGUAUUGCGUCUUCGUGGAGGUAUGCAGAUCUUUGUUAAAACCUUGACUGGAAAAACCAUUACCUUGGAAGUUGAACCAUCUGACACAAUUGAAAAUGUCAAAGCCAAAAUCCAAGACAAGGAAGGAAUCCCACCAGAUCAACAACGUUUGAUCUUCGCUGGUAAGCAAUUGGAAGAUGGCAGGACUCUGUCGGACUACAACAUUCAAAAGGAAUCCACCCUUCAUUUGGUAUUGCGUCUUCGCGGUGGUAUGCAGAUCUUCGUUAAAACCUUGACUGGAAAAACUAUUACCUUGGAAGUUGAACCAUCUGACACAAUUGAAAACGUAAAGGCCAAAAUCCAAGACAAGGAAGGAAUUCCUCCAGAUCAGCAACGUUUGAUCUUUGCUGGUAAACAAUUGGAAGAUGGCAGGACUCUGUCCGACUACAACAUCCAGAAGGAAUCUACUCUCCAUUUAGUAUUGCGUCUUCGUGGAGGUAUGCAGAUCUUCGUUAAAACAUUGACUGGAAAAACCAUUACUUUGGAAGUUGAACCAUCUGACACAAUUGAAAACGUCAAGGCCAAAAUCCAAGACAAGGAAGGAAUCCCUCCAGAUCAGCAACGUUUGAUCUUCGCUGGUAAACAAUUGGAAGAUGGCAGGACUCUGUCAGACUACAACAUCCAAAAGGAAUCUACCCUUCAUUUGGUAUUGCGUCUUCGUGGUGGUAUGCAGAUCUUCGUUAAAACAUUGACUGGAAAAACCAUCACUUUAGAAGUUGAACCAUCCGAUACAAUUGAGAACGUUAAGGCCAAAAUCCAAGACAAGGAAGGAAUCCCCCCAGAUCAGCAACGUUUAAUCUUCGCCGGAAAACAAUUGGAAGAUGGCAGGACUCUGUCUGAUUACAAUAUCCUGUCUGACUACAACAUCCAGAAGGAAUCCACUCUCCAUUUGGUAUUGCGUCUUCGUGGAGGUAUGCAGAUCUUCGUUAAAACCUUGACUGGAAAAACUAUCACUUUGGAAGUUGAACCAUCCGAUACAAUUGAAAACGUCAAGGCUAAAAUCCAAGACAAGGAAGGAAUCCCCCCAGAUCAGCAACGUUUAAUCUUCGCCGGUAAACAAUUGGAAGAUGGCAGGACUCUGUCUGAUUACAAUAUCCAGAAGGAAUCCACUCUCCAUUUGGUAUUGCGUCUUCGUGGAGGUAUGCAGAUUUUUGUGAAAACCUUAACUGGUAAAACCAUCACUUUGGAGGUUGAGCCUUCUGACACUAUUGAAAAUGUCAAGGCUAAGAUUCAAGACAAGGAAGGGAUCCCCCCAGAUCAGCAACGUUUGAUUUUUGCCGGUAAACAGUUGGAAGAUGGCAGGACUCUGUCUGACUACAACAUCCAGAAGGAAUCCACUCUCCAUUUGGUUUUGCGUCUUCGUGGAGGUAUGCAAAUUUUUGUAAAAACCUUGACUGGAAAAACCAUCACCUUAGAAGUUGAACCAUCCGAUACAAUUGAGAACGUUAAGGCCAAAAUUCAAGACAAGGAAGGUAUUCCUCCAGAUCAGCAACGUUUGAUCUUCGCAGGUAAACAGUUGGAGGAUGGCAGGACCUUGUCUGAUUACAAUAUCCAAAAGGAAUCUACAUUACAUUUGGUUUUGCGUCUUCGAGGCGGAAUGCAGAUUUUCGUGAAAACUUUGACGGGAAAGACUAUCACUUUGGAGGUGGAGCCAUCGGACACAAUUGAGAACGUAAAGGCUAAAAUUCAAGACAAAGAAGGUAUUCCUCCAGACCAGCAACGUUUGAUUUUUGCGGGUAAGCAAUUGGAGGAUGGUAGAACUUUGUCGGAUUAUAACAUUCAGAAGGAGUCCACCCUCCAUCUAGUGUUACGUCUGCGUGGUGGUAUGCAGAUCUUCGUAAAAACUUUGACGGGAAAGACUAUCACUUUGGAGGUGGAACCGUCUGAUACAAUCGAGAACGUUAAAGCCAAAAUCCAGGAUAAGGAAGGAAUUCCACCAGAUCAGCAGCGUUUGAUUUUUGCUGGCAAGCAAUUGGAAGAUGGCAGAACUCUGUCUGACUACAACAUCCAGAAGGAAUCAACCCUUCACUUGGUUUUACGUUUGCGUGGAGGACAGUAAACAUUUACAAAAUUUUCUUCUAUAACUAUAUAUUAUAUGUACCUUUAGACAAGACUGUAAUAUUUUUUUUUUAUUAUUUCAAUUAUAUAUCUAAACUCUAAGCAAGACGCGUAAAAUAAAAGAAGAAUAAAUAACAAUUCAUUUCAAUCCAA